Fundulus heteroclitus (mummichog) is the source of this 549-nucleotide messenger RNA. RefSeq lists its product as uncharacterized. Bases 16 to 549 code for a protein of 177 amino acids. The transcript is spliced from 5 exons. The record is from RefSeq and is a predicted model, not a curated record. NCBI's taxonomy places the organism in Eukaryota, Metazoa, Chordata, Actinopteri, Cyprinodontiformes, Fundulidae.
AAAAACACUUCCCACAUGAAGCUCAUUCUGAUGGAGGAGUGGAGAUGGAAGGUCCUCCCUUUGUUCCAGAUAAAAAGCAGGUGUUUUCUUUAUGAACCCUGGAUUGUUCCAACGCUCCAGAGAAGGAUGAAGGUGGCUGGAGUUUUGCUCGUCUUGUCUGUAACUCUGGGUGCUGCUCGGGGACAGAAAGCAGAGCUGGACCUCGUGGAUGAAGCUGAGAGGACGAACACGAGAGAAUGUGCAAACCUCACGCUGGUUUUAGACAACUGGAAAUACGCCAUCAUGACUCAGGUCAAAGAUCUGCUGCUGCAUGACCACAACACCGUGCUGCCCGACUACGGAAGGAUUCAGCCGCUGUCAGAAGCUCUGGGAAAUCUCUACGUAGAGUUCAACUCCCUGAAGGAGCGCCUCGUUGAGCUCACAGCCAGGUUUGAAGACGUCGAGAGUUUCGUCGACGAUGUUCGGUCAGGAAAGAAGACCGGAGCACAAAGUAGCGAAAUCCUCAGGUGGUCAACCAGAGAUGAGGGCACAGCGAAAGCUCUGUAUUAA